Molecule: messenger RNA, 1235 nt
Organism: Camelus dromedarius (Arabian camel)
Lineage: Eukaryota; Metazoa; Chordata; Mammalia; Artiodactyla; Camelidae
Gene: CENPH
Product: centromere protein H
Exons: 9
Coding region: 81-818 (245 amino acids)
Biological process (GO): mitotic spindle organization; kinetochore assembly; chromosome segregation
Cellular component (GO): kinetochore; nucleus
Molecular function (GO): kinetochore binding
Source: RefSeq, a predicted model, not a curated record
GCGUUGAUUCAGUGGCGGGAAAAGCCGCUCCUUCUUGGGUAGCGGCUGCUAGUGCUGUCUGGUGGCCCAUCGAGCCGGGAAUGGAGAAGCAAUCCGAAGAGCAAGCCGCCGCCGAGCCCGCGGACUCCGGAGGGGAAGGCGGGCCGCCGCAGGUCGCCGGCGCCCAGGCGGCGCGUCCCGAGGACCGCAUGACCCUGCUGCUCAGACUAAGAGCACAGACAAAACAACAGCUCUUAGAAUAUAAUUCAAUGGUUGAUGCAAAUGAAGAAAGAACUCCAGAACAAAUCAUACAAGAAAAGCAAAUUGAAGCUAAAAUUGAAGAACUGGAAAAGGAAAUUGAAGAGGUGAAAAUUGCUUUUGAAAUGAAAAAGCUUGCAUUAGACAGGAUGCAACUUUCAACUGCACUUAAAAAAAACCUGGAGAAAAUGGACAUCAAGACUAGUGUACUCAUGGAUAACAUGACACAGAUAUUAAAUCUCAAUAAAUUAAUAAUGAAAUUACAGCAGGAAACUUGGGAUUUGGAGGAAAAAUUGCUUGAUGUUAGAAAGAAGAGAUUGCAGUUAAAACAAGCUUCAGAAAGUAAGCUUUUAGAAAUACAGACUGAAAAGAACAAACAGAAAGGUGAUUUGGACAGUAUGGAAAAUUCAGACAAGAUAAAGAACAUACAACAAAACCUGCAGAAGGAGAUACAGAUUACUACGGUUAUUCAGCAUGUGUUCCAGAACCUCAUUUUGGGGAGUAAAGUCAACUGGGCAGAGGAUUCUGCCCUUAAGGAAAUGGUUCUGCAGCUUGAGAAGAAUCUCACCAUGAUCCAGUAACAAAUCUGUUCUGGCAUUUUUUCUGUCUCUGAUGUCAUUUAAAUUGCAAAUUUCAAGUGAAAUGUUUUUUCAGUGUUCAGUUUGGAACUGCUCUAAUACUGCAAUUUUAUUUUAGCUUGAGUUAACAUUGUAUUGCAACAUGGAAUAUAUUGCUUUAAAUGUAACUACAGAGACUGGCAUAUUCUAAAAGAAUCCAGAAAUCUCAGCCUUGGAAGGGCUCCAAAAGAUAUCUACUCCAGCUUUCCACUGAAUGUGGACAUUUCUUCUAUAAUAUUCCUGGAAGUCCUAACUCUCAGUUGGAAUACUUCUGUGUAUUUGUUUGUUAACCAAAAUAUUGGAAAGUUAGAAAAGCCUAUCCACAUUUUUACUUCUUUUCCACUGUCAUUGUAUUUUAUCAGAUAAAUUUCAUUUUAGUUC